This is a messenger RNA of Diabrotica virgifera virgifera (western corn rootworm), 605 nucleotides long. RefSeq names its product elastin-like. The record is from RefSeq and is a predicted model, not a curated record. NCBI's taxonomy places the organism in Eukaryota, Metazoa, Arthropoda, Insecta, Coleoptera, Chrysomelidae. The transcript has 3 exons. Bases 157 to 531 code for a protein of 124 amino acids.
AACUUCUACAUAAACUGCAUAAGAUACAUUGAAGGUUUGAUAAAAAUAGAUUCAAUUCAAGUAAGACAUAAAAAAUGUCUCUAUGACUAUAAAUACCAGGGGCUGUAAGAGAAUUGUAUUCAGUUUGUCAACAACUGUGUCUCUAGUACCUUCAACAUGAACUCCAUGAUCGCCGUCCUACUCGUCGCCACCUUGGCUUGCGCCCAUGCCUCAGUCUUAGGACUUGGAGCCGCUGCUCUCGUAGGACCAGGUAACCCAGGAGCUCUUUUGGUCGGACCUGCUGCAAGAUCUGCCGCCGUUGGACCCGACGGUAGUGUCAUCACUGCUGCCGCUCAAGCUGGUGCCGUAGCUGCUGCCCCAAUUCCCGGAGGUGUUGUCACCGCUGCUGUAGCUCCCGGAGCAGUCAUCCCCGGAGCUGGUCUCCUCGGUGCUCCAGGAUUGAUCGCUCCUGGUGUCGGAAUCGGUAUUGGUCCACUAGGUCUCGGUUUGGGACAUGGUGUUGGAUUGGGACUAGGAUUGAGACACUGGUAAAUGAGGAUUUUAAUAUAAUAGGACUGCUCUUGUGAUCUUUUGAUUUAUGUUUGUAAUAUAGUAAAUAUUAAAGA